AUGUCGGGUAAGAAGGUUCUGUGCUUCUCCUUUAAAACCAAGCCGGUCGCCCACAAGGCUGGAGGGUUGUGGUUCUUUGAGUGUCUUGUUGCACCUGUUGCCUCACCGGCAGAGGAGCAGGCCGCCGAGGCCAAACAGGAAGAGGAGCAGGGGCUGGACAGCGAGGAAGGUCCACCCCAGGCAGAGCCUGAGGAAGAAGACGGGGCAGAGGCCUUCUCCUUCAAAUACAGCCCCGGGAAGCUGCGGGGAAACCAGUACAAGAAGAUGAUGACCAAAGAGGAGCUGGAGGAGGAACAGAGAGUUCAGAAAGAACAGCUGGCUGCUAUCUUCAAGCUCAUGAAGGACAACAAGGAGACGUUUGGCGAGAUGUCCGACGGCGACGUGCAGGAGCAGCUCCGGCUCUACGACAUGUAGGCCGCCGCCGCCCAGCGAGACGCCGCCACGGCCGAGCCGCGACUCCACCCUGGCCCAGGACCCAAGCCCGUGCUGCUCUCAGGCUUCUCUAGGCUUCACUGUACCUUCUGUACGUAGGUGUAGAGCUCUAUUAUAUACCGAGCUGCUCAGUUCUUGCAAUUUAUGUGUCGUGUUACAGGAAUCAGGGCUUUGUCUUCAGAGGAGAAAAGCCCUGGAUUCUCUGGCUUCUGCCUGCUGGUGAGGUUCUGGCUGUCACACAGGUAACCCUCCAAGGCUGUCAUCUGAUCCAAAUUAAACCUUCCGUGCAGACCCUGGGCAGGCAGUGGCCAAGCAGGGCUGACCUGAAGGCUCAGCCCCUGCCCCACCACCACAUGGGUGAAGAUGAGUAUCAGGUCCCGCUGCCCGAGCGUCCAGUCUAGCAACACUACACCUUGUUCUGCCUUUGAAGGAUUUCUGGAAGCUCCUGUAACUGAAUGGAAGCAAGCCGUAGGCGAGCAUUCUUUAAGCAAAAAGUCUGAUUCAAAGGCUCACUUUCCAUUGUGGAACAAAGCAACAGUAUCAGAGUUAAGACCCUCUAAAAGUUUCCCUUAUUUAAGCAUGAGACUUACAUUGUAUAUAAUUAAGCCUUACAUAAGUGCUUAUAAUUCCCCCAGAACUGUGCUAGACACUGUUAAUGGAAAUAAAAUAUGCAACACAGUCCCAAACUUUAGAGAGAUUAAAGUCCUUUAGAAGACAGGCACAUAUGCAGGAAAAGAGAACUUCCCCAGACAGCGUUCAAUAAAAUGCCAAAAUGACCUCACAAAGAGUGUCUGGGACCCCUGAGCACAUCAGUGCACUUCUGUGAGUCAGUGAGUGCGUGACAACGGAAGUAACAGCGGUCCCUCCCUGCCACCCUGUUUCUGAUCACCCCACUGGCAGGAAACUUCAUAGCCAACAGAGUUAAGGAGAGUGUGCUAAAGGGAUAACCCCAGAGAGCUUGAAAAUAUUUUUUAUUUGCUGAAAUAAAACUAAGCACACUAAAAUUAAAAGAAGCAGUGGCAUUUUACAUACCUCAAGUUGGUAAUUAUCACGGCAAGUACAGUGACUCUUCCACUAUCUCCUGCUUGUUAGGACUUUUCCGGCCCCCCUCCCCGAUCUGUCACUGUAAUUGCUUUUACUCCUUUGCUGACAGUCCACGCAGCAAGAGGGUCUGCUCUCUGUCUGUUAUAUCUGAAUGUCGGUGCUUUUUUCCUUUUUCUUUAAAAUUAUUUUUUAUCUUUUUCGUCACUGCUUUUUAAAAAUUUUAUGAUUUAAGUAUUGUUUGUGCCCUCUCUCGGGUCCCAAGGACCCCCACCCCCACCCCAGAGUUGUUGUUAUCUCCCUGCCCCCUAAAUGCGUGUCAGCAGAACUUGCACUGCCCUCCCUGCAGCCACUUUAUAUCUCUUUCCUCCUCACCUCCUUCCUCCGGGGCUUGACUGCACCAAAGAAGCAAGAAUGUGACUUGUGGGUACUUGGGUCAAAAUUCUCACAGCUAUGAGAAAAAAUAAAUUCAAGGAACUUUUC
This is a messenger RNA of Vicugna pacos (alpaca), 1956 nucleotides long. It is a transcript of the gene MXRA7, whose product is annotated as matrix remodeling associated 7. The record is from RefSeq and is a predicted model, not a curated record. NCBI's taxonomy places the organism in Eukaryota, Metazoa, Chordata, Mammalia, Artiodactyla, Camelidae.